CUACCUUCAGGCUUCAGCAGUUCAGCUCUAACAAGCAAACCCCAUUUCCACGCUUUCAUCCAAAAGCUCAAACUCAACCAUCGUCGUCUUCUUCUUCUUCUUCUUCUACCAGCACCCAACCUCCGCCGUCGUCUCUCCUCCACCAUGGCAGCAACUCCCCCUCCCUCCUCCCUCAACUUCUGUACACUCCUCACCGAAACCAAACGCAUCGUCGGCGCCCACUCCCGCCACUUCCUCGCCCUCUCCCUCCUCUUCCUCCUCCCCAUCCCCUUCUCCUCCGUCCUCUGCCAUUCCCUCCUCUCCCAUUACCCCACCAACUCCCAACAAUUCUUCCUCACUUCCCAUUCUACCCCCCUCCCCGCUAUGCCCCUCCUCCUCGCCCUCGCCUUCGCCCUCUUCGUCCUCCUCUUCUCCCUCUUCGCCCUCGCCUCCAUCACCUACAGCGUCUUCCACGCCUUCUACGGCCGCCCCGUCAAGUUCUUAUCCGCCGUCAACUCCAUCAGAGUCUCCUUCUGGCCGCUACUGGGUACUGCCCUUGCUUCCCUGCUCGUCUUCUCGCUCGUCCUGAUUGUUGCCGGGCUGUUCUUGUUUUUGAUGAUCGGCGGGUUUGAGAUGUUUGGGUUUGAAAUGGAGGUAGUUUCGCCUUAUUGUGUCGGACUGUUCAUCGUAUGUCUUGCUGUUGCGGUAUUAUAUCUUCAACUGAACUGGACUCUGGCUGGGGUAGUUGCCGUCGUCGAACCGCGGUGGGGGUUUGAUGCACUGAGUCGGAGUGCGAGUUUGAUCAAGGGAAUGCGAGGGGUGGCGGUGUCGUUGAUUGUGUUUUUCCACUUUUUCGGGUUUUGUAGCGGGAUGAGUUGGUGGUCGGUUUAUUUGAAGAGGGAGUGGGACGUUUCGGGAAAUGUGGUACAGAUUGUGUGUUAUUCGAUGGGUGCUAUGGUGAUGCUGCUGUAUCAUUUGGCUGCGAAUACGGUGUUGUAUAUGUACUGCAAGGCUGUGCAUGGCGAGCUUGCGUUGGAGAUUGCUGAAGAGUUUGCGUCUGAAUAUGUGAGCCUGCCCUUUGAUGAUGGCAAGGUUCCUCAUGUUGUUUCGGUUGCCUAUGUUCAAUGAGGAUGAGGUUAGUCACCACUGUGGGAGUUGAUUCUCAAUCAUUUUGUACUUGUUAGUGUUGGUGUGAUCAAAAUAGUGAAUAAUGCAAACUAUAUGAUACUUGUGUAUAUGAUGUUGUGGUUUGAAAUGUAAGAUAUCUGUGAUUGGUUUUUUUAAAUUUUGGUCAUAGUUUAUCUUUUAAAGGUGGGAAUGGAUGUCUUUAUUGUCUUCAAAUCUCGA
Molecule: messenger RNA, 1326 nt
Organism: Argentina anserina (silverweed cinquefoil)
Lineage: Eukaryota; Viridiplantae; Streptophyta; Magnoliopsida; Rosales; Rosaceae
Exons: 1
Coding region: 145-1107 (320 amino acids)
Source: RefSeq, a predicted model, not a curated record